AUGGAGGGCCAGUCUUCUGCCGAUAAUUCUCAGUAUCAAUAUCUAUCGGCGCAGUGGCCCCAACUCCCUCGCCGCAACACGCUUGCAGAGUCUCUACCCAACUUUUUGCCGGGUGUUGCUGCAUCUCAACUCCCGACCCCGAUCGAUCUCCUCCCCAUCCUCUUCCCACACCACUCAUCCUACCACCAGGCGCAGCUUGCUCAGUACAACCGCCUCAUAGCCUCUGGAAGAGCUACACGACUGGCUUCGCCGCUUCCCCCUGUGCUCUCCGCACAACAUAUUCAGGCUGUGCCUGGGUCGCGGUCAGGCUCGAGCGGCGGCAACACGGCACGACAGAACAAAUCUGCUACUAGGGGUGGUCAUGGGAAUAAGGAGUCACGCAAAUACAGUAAAGGCGAGCGUGUGCUCAUAGCAGAGAAGGAAACUCCCGCCACAAUGCCGGUGGAAAAGUUCGACUUGGCGAACCAGCUCCCCUCCCGGCCCCUCCUACCACAGCACACGAGCGUCUCGCAGCAAUCGAAUUCCGUGCCAUCGACGCCUCAUCAAUAUGCCCAGGAGUUCUCGUUCGAGUCUAGAGAGCAUUCGCCCACCACGACGACUAACCACUCUCCCAGAUCCGCGUAUUCCGAGUCGAACAUCGCCUUCACAUCUUCAAGGCCAUUGCCGCCCCCACAAGGACGAUGUCGCUACGAGACCGCCCUGGCACAUACAAAGCGGCGGAUGCCUUAUAGUAUAGGGAGCGAUAAGUUGGAGAAACUGAAUCCAGCAGACAUCAAGAGCAAGCUGUCGGAGGAGGAGGAGAGGAAACUGUCCGCCGACAUGCGUGAGCUCUAUGACCGACUACUACCAACACCGGAAGUCGAGAGCAAGAAACAGAAGCUCGUGAGGAAGCUGCAGAAGUUGUUCAACGAUGAAUGGCCGGGCCAUGACAUUCAGGUGCAUGUGUUUGGAUCAACGGGCAAUCUCCUUUCCACAGAUGAAUCGGAUGUUGACGUAUGCAUAACAACUGAUUGGAAGGAAUUGGAGGGGGUUUGCAAGAUCGCAGAUCUCCUGGCAAAGAGCGGUAUGAAGGAGGUUAUCUGCGUGUCCACAGCCAAAGUCCCGAUUGUCAAGAUCUUGGAUCCAGAGCUCAAUAUUGCAUGCGACAUGAACGUCAACAAUACAAUGGCUUUGGAGAACACUCGGAUGAUUAAGACCUAUGUUCAGAUCGAUCCUCGAGUGCGGCCCCUGGCUAUGAUAAUCAAACAUUGGACAAAGCGAAGGAUAGUUAAUGAUGCAGCUUUUGGUGGUACCCUCAGCUCGUACACUUGGAUAUCCAUGAUCAUCAACUUCCUUCAAAGUCGAAAUCCUCCCAUUCUCCCAGCCCUUCAUCAGCGACCGCAUUCGAAAACCCCGCGUAAAGAUGGGCAAGAAAGCGAGUUUGCAGACGACAUCGAGUCACUACGCGGAUUCGGCAAGGAAAAUGAAGAGACACUGGGGGAGCUCCUGUUUAACUUCUUCAAGUUCUAUGGUCACGAAUUCGAUUAUGAUACACUGGUUAUUUCGGUACGGAGCGGUAAGCAGAUUUCUAAGAUCGAGAAGAAGUGGCAUCUGGGCAACAAUAACAUGCUCUGCGUGGAGGAGCCGUUCAAUACCAGUCGAAAUCUUGGGAAUACUGCCGACGAAACCUCGUUUCGCGGGCUGCAUAUGGAGCUCAGGCGGGCGUUCGAUCUGGUAUCUGCUGCAAAGCUGGAUGAAUGCUGUGAACAGUACGAAUUCCCGAAAGAAGAGAAGCCACCUCAUAGGGAAAGACAGACUGCGAAAUCAAAGCCAGCAAUAAUAAGGAGCGCGUCUCAGUCCCAGUCAAGUAGAGGUGGGAGAGGGGGGACUCAUCGGGGUGGCCGACAUAGCAGUCAGCGCGGUAACAACAAUAGCCGAAGAGCGUCCAGUGCGACAUUUGAUAACCACCCCGGAUACCUUCCUGGGGCGCUGCCCGCGAAUCUGGCUUCCCAGGACACUUGGCUCCAGCAACAAGCACAAGCACAGUUACACAAUGACCUCUUCCAGACCUACUCCGUCCUACAGGCCCAAGAGAACAACCUCCGACUCCAACUCUACAGUCAGUCUCAAGCUUAUAUGCAGGCUCAAGCUCAGAAUCAGAGUCAAACAUUCUCUCCGUCGCAGACUCGAGGGAAUGGCGGCCCAGUACAGCAGCAAGCGACCGAUCGAAAUCGGACCAAUUCUUUUGACCAAUCGCCCCUGACAGCACCCAUUCGACCCGAGCUGUAUUACUACCCUCUCCAUUACAGUGCAACACCGGUCUAUGGAUAUCAGACCCCGAGCACGAAUCCCUCAUCUCCGUCCAUGAGCGCCACUGUUCCUGAGUUGAGACGAAGCAUGCACAGGUCCUCGAUCACGAGUACCUCUGGUGCUCAAGCCAGCAGCUCAAUGCGUUCCCACUCUCAACCUGCUGCAAGGUCAGCACCUUUGCCACUGUCGCUGCAGGGGGCUGGGACAGUGAACCCUGGCCUCGGGCCAUACACGCAAUAUCGGCAAAGUAAUGGGGUUCUCAUUCCGAAUUUCAUCGCGGAUGAAAAUUCCGAGUCUGGAUUUGAAACUCCUUCAGAGUCUUUUGCCGCAACGCCUCCUGAAGAUGCAACUCCGAGAGAGUAUGUAGGAUACUACGUUAACGGUUCCGCUGCUAGCGCGACGCGUACAGAGCCAACAGCACCAAUGGCCAUUCCCACGUUUGGUGAUAUUCAGCAAGGUCGUCGCCGAUUAUCAACCGAGCAACUGCCACAGUCAAUUCUGGACCGCCUGAGACGUCCCUCGAGAUCUCCAUCCCCACUUGGGCAUGACCGUUCGUAUUCUACGGGUGCACACUCAGCCCCGCUUACGACAGUGCCGUCUCAGCAGUGUGUUUCGAACGGUAAUCUUCGCACCUUGAAUAAUCAAGUUCCACUCGUGGUCAAUGGGUCCAACGUUCCAGCCCCAAUAUCAAUCCCACACUGGCAAGCCUCUGUUAGUGAAGUUUCUAGCUCUGAGGAUCACAGUAUUGAAUCGGCGGGCGGCUCCAUGGAUUCGAGCUCUCGGCUUUCUGGCGCAGGGAGCGAGCUAUCUCUUGAUCAUGAUUUGUCUGGUCAGCAUACACCCAGAGACCUACACUUGGAGAGAAGAAUGGAUCCACCGCUGGUGGUGAAUGGCUCGAACCUGGGGAAGUUGGAAUCUACUUCCUCAUUCGCAAGCCCACCAGUCGUGAAUGGCACUUCCUCACUUCAGCUCAGUCCAUCGAAUGGAUUCAGUCGCCCCGAGCAGGGGAACAGUUCUCAUCUGUCACCAGCUCCUCGUAAUCGACCAGCCCGCCAGGCUCAGAAUGGCGGUGUCUCCCCUCUCGAUAUCGGAUUUGGUCUGAACGAGAACCAGCGUGAUGAUACACCUCACUUAUCCCCUGUGUAUGAAGCGCGAACACCUUCACCGAUAACCAGCCGGAAAUUUGAAUCGGCCAUGGACACAAAACAUAACGGGUCGGCUAUUAAUAUCAGAGAGCAGACCCCAGAGGUUUCAAAGUUAGGGUCGAAACUCAAUGGGAUUCAAGUCAAACAGGCUUCUGUCGAUUCAAAGACCAAUGGGCAUACCAGAGCGGCAAAGAGCGAGGGCAGCAGCUUUGGAAACUGGCAGAAGAUCCCAAAGAACAAGAAAAAGGGACCAGCUGCAGAGUUGAAGGGUGUGGCACAAGGACUAGCUCAUGGCGAGAAGCUACCGAAUGAUGAUUCUGAACGAAAGGGAGGAUGA
Amorphotheca resinae ATCC 22711 is the source of this 3771-nucleotide messenger RNA. RefSeq lists its product as hypothetical. Lineage: Eukaryota; Fungi; Ascomycota; Leotiomycetes; Helotiales; Amorphothecaceae. The coding region runs from base 1 to 3771 and encodes 1256 amino acids. Gene Ontology annotation, molecular function: nucleotidyltransferase activity. The record is from RefSeq and is a predicted model, not a curated record. Gene Ontology annotation, biological process: RNA 3'-end processing. The transcript has 4 exons.